AUGGCUUGUCCCAUCUUCCUGGAAGGGGAAAACUGUAAGCCUUCUUGGAAGGAAGCCGCUGCCGGCUACAAUCCAGCAGACACUCACUUGGAAAUCAUGGGGAAGCCGGUAAUGGAGCGCUGGGAAUCCCCCUACAUGCAUGCUUUAGCCAGCGUGGCUGCUUCACAAGGAGGCCGGGUGCUGGAGGUCGGCUUUGGCCUGGCCAUUGCUGCCAGCAAAAUUGAAGAGUUUGACAUCAAGGAGCACUGGAUCAUCGAAUGCAACGAAGGAGUCUUCCAGAGGCUGCAGGAGUGGGCGAAAACACAGCCUCACAAGGUUGUCCCAUUGAAAGGAUUGUGGGAAGACGUCGCACCAACCUUGCCGGAUGAACAUUUUAACGGAAUUCUCUACGAUACGUACCCCUUGUCAGAAGAUACCUGGCACACCCAUCAGUUUGACUUCAUCAAGGCUCACGCCCAUCGCCUCCUGAAGCCAGGCGGGGUCUUCACCUACUGCAACUUGACUUCCUGGGGGGACCUGUUGAAGAGCAAGUAUUCGGACAUUGAAAGGAUGUUUCAGGAAACACAAAUUACCCACUUGGUCGAGGCUGGCUUUGAGCCGAAGAACAUCCACACUACCGUUAUGGACCUGAUUCCUCCAGCUGAUUGUAGAUACUACGCCUUCCCUAAGAUGAUCGUGCCUGGCAUCCUCAAAUAGAUCUCCCAGGGAGGAAGAUCUCUCAGGAUCAAACAAGGGAUCGGUGUGUUGGCAAGAGACACCACCAGUCACAUGAAAUGUUGUUCUCUCGUGGCAGACGGGGGAGGUGAAAACUAACGUGUGAAAGAACCACUUUAGAUAGAGUUUUCCCUUGCUAAGAAUUUAUUUUAACCAGCAUUUUCAAAACUUUGUGUCAGAGCAUGCAGUCUUAUUGCACUGAGGUAACCCAGGAGUAAAUACAGUAAACAGUGGUUUGUAAUUAAAUGGUGGUUUAUAUUA
Molecule: messenger RNA, 975 nt
Organism: Crotalus tigris (Tiger rattlesnake)
Lineage: Eukaryota; Metazoa; Chordata; Lepidosauria; Squamata; Viperidae
Gene: GAMT
Product: guanidinoacetate N-methyltransferase
Exons: 6
Coding region: 1-696 (231 amino acids)
Biological process (GO): creatine biosynthetic process
Cellular component (GO): cytoplasm; nucleus
Molecular function (GO): guanidinoacetate N-methyltransferase activity
Source: RefSeq, a predicted model, not a curated record